Molecule: messenger RNA, 290 nt
Organism: Staurois parvus
Lineage: Eukaryota; Metazoa; Chordata; Amphibia; Anura; Ranidae
Source: the annotation of a GenBank genome assembly
ACUGGUGGGCACAGGUGGGUGGGCACAGGUGGGUGGCACUGCUGGGCACAGGUAGGUGGCACUUCUGGGCACAGGUGUGUGACACUGCAGAGUGGCACAGGUGGGUGCACUGCUGGGCACAGGUGGGUGCACUGCUGGGCACAGGUGGGCGGAGCUAGUGGGCGCACUGCUGGGCACAGGUGGGCGGAACUUGUGGGUGGCACUGCUGGGCACCGAUCAUCAGGGCACUGAUCAUCAGUGGCCCUGAUGAUCGCGUGUCAUUGGACACCGCUGAUCACGUGGUAAAAGGC